AUGGACGCGCUCUCUCUCAACUGGAAAAAAGUCAUGUAUGACCCGGAUGCUUCCAUGGACAUGGCCAUGCGACAGACGGACUGGCACGCGCUCUGCAAGCUGGCCUCGGGCCUGCGCGACGGCAUGCCCUGCGUCCCCAUGGACUACGCCACCAACGGCCUCAACAACAUGGCGCGCCUGCUGCAAUUCACGGACGGCACGAUGUGGGUGGCCAGGAUUGCCAUGCGGAGGUCGGCGGCCGCCACAGAGAAGCUGCGCAACGAGGUCGACGCGAUGCGCUGGAUUCAUGAACAGUCGCGUCUGCCCUCGCCCGAGAUAUUCGCGUUUGAAGUCGACGAGCACAACAUCACGGGCGUCCCCUUUGUGCUUAUGUCGUUUAUCCCGGGGAACACGGCAAUGGAUUCUGGCGGUGGCUACGACACACACCACGGCGUCAUCGCCGUCGCCCAACGGCCGCACUUCUACCGCUCCGUGGCCCUAUGCCAUGUGCAAAUGACAUCCUUGCGACUUCCCCAAAUUGGCACGAUUCGCAAAACUGCCAACGGCACCUUCGAAGCCGGCCCCAUCCCGGGAAUCGGCGGUCCCUUUGACACCGCGACCGACUUCUUUUUGGCUUGGGCCGACCACGUGCAGUUUCCACGCCAGCCCAGCGAAAUCGUGGACAUCAUGGGCGGCGCGCCCGAGACAGAGCACGUCCUGCACGCUGUCGAAACGUUCUUGGAUCGCUUUCGCGCUGUGGUGCCGCAAUUCGUCGCGCGAAGCAGCCGUGGCCGCGACACGGGACCGUUUCCUCUUUGCCACCCCGAUUUCUUGCACAGCAACAUCAUCGUCGCCGGCGACGACGAUUACACCGUUCUUGGUGUCAUCGAUUGGGAGGGCGCCUGCACGCUGCCCGUCGAGCUCAUCCGCUUCCCGCGCUUCCUCGAUGCCAUGCCGCGCCGCUUCGGCCGGCCCAGUCACUACGGCCCCGACGGCCUGCCACGCGACGAGGACGAGCGACAGCUGUUGCGCGAGCGCCGCGAAUAUGUACAGAUGGUUGCGGAGUGGGAAGCGCGAGAAGGGACGGACCACACGUUGUCGAUUUGCUUGGCAGACGAAAAUGCACAGGCUCUGUCGUAUGUCAUGGAGGCGUUCGACGGCGGCAAGAUGGGAUUUUAUGACGACUUGCUAGACGAUCUGGACAAGGACCUGCCUCCUACACUUGUAUCGCUGUAA
This is a messenger RNA of Sporothrix brasiliensis 5110, 1215 nucleotides long. RefSeq lists its product as uncharacterized. The coding region runs from base 1 to 1215 and encodes 404 amino acids. The transcript is spliced from 2 exons. The record is from RefSeq and is a predicted model, not a curated record. Lineage: Eukaryota; Fungi; Ascomycota; Sordariomycetes; Ophiostomatales; Ophiostomataceae.